Messenger RNA from Chaetura pelagica (chimney swift), 1563 nucleotides. RefSeq names its product methylcrotonoyl-CoA carboxylase beta chain, mitochondrial-like. The transcript has 12 exons. NCBI's taxonomy places the organism in Eukaryota, Metazoa, Chordata, Aves, Apodiformes, Apodidae. The annotation marks the transcript as partial. Gene Ontology annotation, cellular component: methylcrotonoyl-CoA carboxylase complex; mitochondrion. Gene Ontology annotation, molecular function: methylcrotonoyl-CoA carboxylase activity. The record is from RefSeq and is a predicted model, not a curated record. Gene Ontology annotation, biological process: L-leucine catabolic process.
CACGUGUAUGAGGAGAACGUCAGGAACAGCGAGGCUGUUCUUCGAAGAUACUCAGAACUGCUAGAGAGAGUCAGUAAAGGAGGGGGAGAAAAUGCCAUCUUGCGUCACACUCAGAGGAACAAGAAGCUGUUUGUCCGUGAGCGCCUGAAGUUGCUGCUGGAUGAUGAGUCUUUCCUUGAGCUGUCUCCCCUGGCAGGCCUUGACAUGCCCUAUGGGGAUGUCCCUGCUGCUGGCUGCCUCACUGGAAUUGGCAAGAUCUGUGGGAUCUGGUGUGUCUUGGUGGCAAGUGAUGCAACUGUGAAAGGAGGAACUGUGUAUCCAAUUGGAGUGAAGAAGCAACUGAGAGCUCAAGAAAUAGCCAUGCAGAACAGGCUGGUGUCUGUGUACCUCACUGACAGUGGGGGGGCAUUCCUACCACUACAGGCCGAGAUGUUUCCUGACAAGCUGCACGGUGGCAGGAUGUUCUACAAUGAAGCCAUCAUGUCUGCCAUGAGGAUCCCUCAGGUGGCAGUGGUGUGCGGCUCCUGUGUGGCCGGGGGUGCCUACAUUCCAACCAUGGCAGAGGAAAACGUGAUGGUGGAUAAGAUCGGGACACUCUUCCUUGCUGGCCCACCUCUGGUCAAAGCUGCUACAGGUGAACAGGUCUCUCCCGAGGACCUAGGAGGAGCCAAACUUCACGCUGAAGUCAGUGGCUGUACUGACCAUUUUGCACCUUCAGAAGAGGAAGCCUAUGACUACGUUCGAAAUGUCAUCUCCACGUUGAGCUACGAGCCCCUGCCAGAGGAGCUGCAGGAGCAUGACAGCCCCCUGUACAGCUCGGAGGAGCUCCUGGGCCUGGCACCACAGGAUUACAGGUGUACUCUUCCUGUGAAACUGAUUCUGAGCCGUCUGCUGGAUGGAAGCAGAUUCCAGGAAUUCAAGGCUAAUUAUGGGACAACGUUAGUAACAGGAUUUGGCCACGUGGAAGGGCACUUGAUGGGGAUAGUAGCCAGCAACGGGGAGCUGUCUCAUGAUGCUUCUCUCAAGGGCAGCCACUUCGUGCAGCUCUGCAGUCAGAGGAGCAUCCCCAUCCUCUUUCUCCAAAAUACUGCUCCACCUCCAGCAGAGCCAACAGGCAUCUCACAGGCAGAGGCUCACUCCAGCAGGCUGAAGGCCCAGGCCUCCAUGAUGGCAGCUGUUGCCUGCGCUGCUGUUCCCAAAAUAACCGUCGUCAUCGGCGGCUGCUUCGGCAGCGACAGCUACGCCAUGUGUGGGAGAUCGUUCAGUCCAAACUUUCUGUUCCUGUGGCCUAAUGCAAGAGUUGCCCUUGUGGAUCCAAGACAUUUCUCUACAGUCCCACGAGCUGGGGAUGGUGACUGUACAGGAGAUGAAUCAGAGCUAAAACAGCUGAGAGAAAAGCUAGAGGAAGAAAGCAGUGCCUUUUACUCCUCUGCCAGACUCUGGGAUGAUGGUGUAAUUCUACCUCAAAACACUAGAAAGGUGAUUGCCCAGUGUUUGGAGAUCACAGAGCAGCAGAAGUACCAGGUGGUUUCUCCAUCUCAGUACCCUGUCAUCAGGAUGUGA